GCGGAGAGGAAACAGCCGAUCGAAGCAGCAGAAUCACUGCAAUGGCGGACAUAAUCAUCAAUGGAGGUGAAGCCCAGGAGAAGAAGAGCUCUGCGGAGAGCUACGAGCUCCUCUUCUACUUAGGGGAACGCCCCGCUCGCUCUCCUCUCACCUCGGCCGAGGCGUUCCUCAAGGCAGCCAUCUCCUUCAAGGGGCAGGUUGUGAAGGCCACAUGGAUUGAGCGUGGAGGUCGGACCAUCGAUCCCACCAUCUACACGGGUCUGCUGGGCACGGCCUUCACUUGUCUCAGGACGUACGAGUCCACUGGGAACGAAACCGACUUGCUUCUCUGCUCUGAGAUUGUGGAUUCUUGUGCAGUUGUUGCUGAGAGUUGGAACAGGCACGUUACGUUUCUGUGUGGGAGAGGAGGGGUGUAUGCCCUUGGAGCGGUGGCUGCCAAGUACAGGGACGACCAUGAAAGACUUGAGCUGUUCUUGAAUCUCUUCUAUGAGGUAGCCCAGGAAAAGGCACUUCCAGUCGGGCCUGAGGAAGGAGGGUUCGGCAUGGCGUAUGAAUUAAUGUAUGGCCGUGUAGGGUUCCUCUGGGCAGCUCUCUUCAUAAACAAGCACAUUGGUGAAGGAACCGUAGACAUGAGUAUCUUGAUGCCAAUCGUCGACGCAGUGCUGGCCGGCGGCCGGGUUGGGGCUUCUCAUUCUGGGUGGCCAUUGAUGUACCAAUUUCAUGGCACGCGGUACUGGGGCGCCGCCCAUGGGCUUGCGGGGAUCAUGCAAGUGCUGCUCCAUUUUCCUCUUCCACAUCGCGAGGAUGUCGAUGAUGUGAAGGGUACACUCAGAUACAUGAUUGGCCAUCGGUUCUUCCACAGUGGGAAUUAUCCUUCCAGUGAGGGGAACGGGAGGGACAAGCUGGUGCAGUGGUCUCAUGGUGCUGGAGGCAUGGCCAUCACCCUCUGCAAAGCCUCUCAGGUUUUUCCAGAAGACAUGGAAUUCCGCACUGCCGCCAUUGAUGCUGGAGAAGUGGUAAGGAAGAGGGGGCUGUCAAAGAAGGUGGGACUUUACGAUGGGCUUGCCGGGAAUGCCUAUGCCUUCCUCUCUCUGUAUAGGCUCACAGGUGAAAGGAUCUAUGCAGACAGGGCGAAAGGGUUUGCCAGCAUUCUGUAUCAGAAUGUUCAUAAGCUGGCUUUGGCUUCGCCGGCUUCCUUCCACCCGUAUUCUCUCUUUCAAGGGUUGGCAGGUGCUGCAUGCCUGAUGUUUGAUCUGGCGAAUCCGCAGAGUGCAAGGUUUCCUGGAUACGAACUCUAGUUACGGUAGCAGCGCUUCUCAACAACGCGUAUGAUCAUAUGUUGGAGAUUAGACUGGUAUUAAUAUCGUCUGUGACGGAGUUGCAGGAGAUGUAGGCAGCUCUCCUGAUGAUUGGGGAUGAAUUCUGUCUGAUCUUCUCUGUGGUGCAAUGAAACGAAGAACUACUGCGCCAUCGCUGCAUUUUGCUCGAUUUGAUGCGGCGGAUUGGGGGGAAUUUUAUAGAAAUUGCACGGGGGUUGUCCUGUAGUUCUUUUUUCCUUUGGAAAAAGAGAAGCCAAAAUAUUUUUCAGAAGGCUAAUGGCACCGUUUGUAAGAACAUACUUUGUGGGUAUCGGAACUUCAUGAUUUCUUUUUCUUUCUUA
This is a messenger RNA of Nymphaea colorata (pocket water lily), 1660 nucleotides long. Its product is annotated as lanC-like protein GCL1. Gene Ontology annotation, cellular component: plasma membrane. Gene Ontology annotation, biological process: peptide modification; carbohydrate metabolic process. The transcript has 5 exons. Lineage: Eukaryota; Viridiplantae; Streptophyta; Magnoliopsida; Nymphaeales; Nymphaeaceae. Bases 42 to 1298 code for a protein of 418 amino acids. The record is from RefSeq and is a predicted model, not a curated record.